AUGCUUCGACAAGGACGCCUCAAAGAAUUGUUGAGCGACCAGGAAAGGACCAACUUUGCCAGAGGGCGCAAACAGCAUCAGGGACCGCCGAAAUUGCCCUCACCAACUCGAACAAUCCCAAUGAUUAUCAGCGACGGUGGUGACAUUUCUAUCAAUAACGUGAAGUUCACCACAACUCAUAACCUCAAACGAUUGAUCACUCACGAACGGUAUGACGAACUCGAAGAAAGUAUCAUCUUCGACAAGUCAGAUACCUAUGGUUUGGUUUUCCCUUACUAUGAUGCCCUUAUUAUCACUUUACAAAUUCUAGAUACGAAUGUAAGACGCAUUAUGGUAGAUGACAGGAGCGGUGCGUGUAUUAUCUACCCUCGGGUACUUGCACAAAUGAAACUCGAGGAUAAGAUAGUGUUUUGUUGCAUCACACUAACAGGUUUUAACAAUGCAGUUGAGCGAACAUUUAGAAAAAUCACAUUACCCGUCCUAGCUGGUGACGUCACUCUGGAAACCACAUUCCAUAUCAUGGACCAGGACACAACAUACAACACCAUAAUAAGGCGGCGAUGGAUACAUGCCAUGAGAAUUAUCCCUCCAGUUUGUACCAAGUCAUCAAAUUUCAAACCCCAUGGGGAAUAUUCAUCAUACGAAGACAACAACGCACAUCUCGGGAAUGUUACCGCAUCGCCCUGGAUUGUACGGUCACUCAAUAAACGAAGGGCAAAGCAAAAAAGGCAUAAUAACAGGGCCGAGGUCGAUCUUUAA
Nicotiana tabacum (common tobacco) is the source of this 759-nucleotide messenger RNA. The record is from RefSeq and is a predicted model, not a curated record. Lineage: Eukaryota; Viridiplantae; Streptophyta; Magnoliopsida; Solanales; Solanaceae.